CAAUAAAAGCCAAAACCAAAAUAUUGAACAAUCAUUCCGUUCUACAACAGGAAACUACGAAAUUUAACAAUUGAUAUUUUAUUAUUAUUUUUUUUUUAAACUCAACAACUCUUACACGGUUACACACAAAGUUACGUCGUUUUUAUACCGUAAAAUAUCCGACGCCAUGGAAGAAAUCGGUAUCGUCUUACCAGAAAGGGUGAGUAUUUAAUUUUGUUACAUUAUUCAUAUUAAUUCCUUAUUAUUUUGUUCUUUUUCAUAAUAAAUUAUAAGGCGUAGUUCUCAAUUUUAGAUCACAUAAUUUAGAAUUCUGUCACCAGAAGCGAUUCAGUGAAAAUUAUAAUAUUACAUAUUUUUUAAAAUCUGACCCAUUUCACUACAAAACAACAAAUCAACAUAAUAUUUUAUUUUAUUCGCUUACACAUACGCAUCCUUAUUAAUUCAUACGCAUACUUACCUUGUAUGACACUAUAAUAUCCUAUUGAUCUAGCCAAUAGUCAAAUUUUAAAUUUUAAUAAAAACAUGCAAGGUCGGUUAUGAUAGUACCUAAACUCUAUUGUGCUAAAAAAAAAAUGACAAACCACAUAGAUACAUAUGUUUGAAUCGUACAAAUUCUAUUAUUAUUUAUUAUAUUUUUCAACAAAAUUCUUAUGCAAAAAUAUUAAAAUUAUAUUUUUUUAGGAUGAUAGUCAAGAUGCUAAACCAACUCUACCUAAUUUGAAUAAUGUCGAAGCUUGUUUAGACAGUUUGGACCACUAUUCAAGAUACAAAGUAAAUUUAAAAAUUUAAAUGUUAAUAAUUGCUCGUAAUUUAUUUAUUUUAUUUGUAUACUUGUAUUAUACAUAUAUAUCUAGCGCUUACAACGGUAUUUGGAAUUUUUGACCGUACAAGAAGAAUACAUUAAAGACGAACAACGUAAUUUAAAAAAAGAAUACUUACACGCCCAAGAGGAAGUGAAACGUAUUCAGAGUGUACCACUUGUGAUUGGUCAAUUUUUAGAAGCAGUUGACCAAAAUACUGGUAUUGUCGGAAGUACUACAGGAUCAAACUACUAUGUGCGUAUAUUGUCUACUAUAGAUCGUGAAUUACUCAAACCAUCCGCUAGUGUUGCAUUGCAUAAACAUAGUAACGCCCUGGUUGAUGUGUUACCGCCUGAAGCAGAUUCUUCUAUAUCUAUGCUUCAAGCUGGUAAGUUAUUAAAAUAUUAGUGGAAAAUAGUUUAAUAAUAAAAACAUUUUUAUUUAAUCGUAGAUGAAAAGCCUGAUAUCCAGUAUUCUGACAUUGGAGGUAUGGAUAUGCAAAAACAAGAGAUUCGAGAAGCUGUCGAAUUACCAUUAACACACUUUGAGCUAUACAAACAAAUUGGUAUCGAUCCACCUCGAGGUGUUUUAAUGUAUGGGCCACCAGGAUGUGGUAAAACUAUGUUGGCUAAAGCUGUAGCUCAUCACACCACUGGUAAUAUAUACAAUUAUGACCUAGUGCAAUAAAGAUCAAUAUCAAAAUAAAAAUAAAAUGCAAAUUAAAAAUAGGUAAAUGAUUUAAAACUGGAAGUAGGACAAAAUACAUUUGUUUCCGUAAUUUUCUAUAAUUGUUGAAAUACAUUUUUUUUUUUUUUUUUAGAUGAGUAGUAUAUACAGGCAAAUAAUUUUAUCAUGUGCCAUUUUCUCAGAGGAAUUUGAGUGAAUUUGAUUUCUCUUUUUUCAAUUAUGGAGUCGUUUAAGUUUUCUAGAAAUGAUGAUUAGGAUAACAUUAGCAGUCAACAUUAAAUUUACCGUUUAUGAGUUAUAACAGUUUUAUGUAUACAUAUGUAUGUAUGUAUGAAUGUAUAUGGGCAAGCUGGAUAUAAUACAUAUUUUAUAUUAGCUGGCACUGAUAACUACAAGGGUGUAUUUGAGGGAGCAAUAUGCAUUUUCCUUUAUUGCUCAUAUUAUACAUUUACAAUAUUAAUGAAUGUUGCUGUAACUGAAAAAAUUCUUAGCGGGGUUAAAGAAAGUAAAUUAUUCAAUGUAAUUUUUGAUGAGACGACUAAUAUUAACCUUGUCUCACUAAUUAAUUUAGUUUUAAGAUACUCAUAUUAUUAUAAAGGCGUCUUAGGUACCGUUAAAGAAAGUUGUAAGUGUUUUAAUCUGUUAUAGUAGAUACAUUUAUUAUUUAAUAAAAUUAAAACUGGAGAUGUACAUUUUACUGAAAAGGAUCAAAACACUUUUCAAUCUUCAGCAACUGGAGAUAUUUGAGUUAAUGUGGUUAAUACACUACCGUUGCUAUUUGAAAUUAUUAUUAACAUAUUUUUUGAGAUGAAAAAAUAUCUUUAGAAUUUAUUAUUUAAAGUGUUUGUAUAAUAUAAAUGUUAGUACAUUUUUAUAUUCAAAUGACCUAAGUUUAGGUUGACAUUUAAGACACUAGCUUCCAUACAGCAGUAGCAGGUUUGGACCCGCAAAUAAACAUCUGGUACAGUCCUUAUUAGUCACUGAAUUAUGUCAAUCCUCUCAUAGAGGAACAUGUUAUGAUUACAAUUUAUCAAUAUCGUAUCAUUUGUCACAUCGCUAAAAUUUACUUACUAUACUCAUUUAGAUAAAAUUUACACCAUGUAAUCAUAUAGGAUUUGUGUUAUCUAUAACACUGGUGGAUACUAAUAAUUUUCAUGCAGCCUGUGUUGUAGGUAACUGUAUUUUCUUAUUAUUAUUUAUUUUUUUUUUUUAAUUUAUUCUUGAGUAAUAAAUUAAACAAUAAUUUAAAAAAAAUAACACAAAUUAAUUAAUUUCUAUUGAGGCAGUCUAUUGAGAAAACUUCUGAAUUCUCAAUGGACCAAUUCGUCCCUGGGAAUAACAUAAGUACAUAUAUCUUAUCUGUGCAUUUAACUAUUUUUCAAAAAAACUUUCUAGAGAUCAAAAUAUUAAACAAAUUCGAAAAAAAAUAUUAAACUGUGUUGAUCAAUUAUCCAUUAACUUUAACUUUUCAUUUCUAGAUAGGUAUCCAAUUAAAAAUUAUUUGAUGAUUUAAUAUUCUAAAGAAACAAAUAAAAAUAAAUAAUAAAAUUGACUUUAUUUUGACUGGUCAAUUAACCCAGUACUUACGUUAGGUUUAAAAUACCAUUGCAUAUUUAAUAUAUAUUUAUUAUUAAUUUUCUAUUUGUAUUUCCAAUUUAACAAGCCAAAACAUUUAUUUACAUGUUAUUUUAUUUUUCAGCUGCUUUUAUUCGUGUAGUCGGUUCUGAAUUUGUCCAAAAAUACUUGGGAGAAGGUCCCCGUAUGGUGCGUGAUGUGUUUCGUUUAGCUAAAGAAAAUUCGCCUGCUAUAAUAUUCAUUGAUGAAAUUGAUGCAAUUGCUACUAAACGAUUUGAUGCACAAACUGGUGCUGACCGUGAAGUUCAGCGUAUUUUACUAGAACUUUUGAAUCAGAUGGAUGGUUUUGAUCAAACAACUAAUGUCAAGGUCAUAAUGGCUACCAACAGGGCAGAUACUUUGGAUCCUGCUUUAUUGCGUCCUGGCCGUUUAGAUAGAAAAAUUGAGUUUCCAUUACCUGAUCGUAGACAAAAACGGUUGGUAUUUACCACAAUAACAGCCAAAAUGAAUCUUAGUGAAGAAGUUGAUUUGGAGGAUUAUGUCGCCAGACCAGAUAGAAUUUCUGGAGCUGAUAUUAAUGCAAUUUGUCAAGAGGUAAUUUCAAACAAAUGUUUACUAUCAAAUAAUACAUUGAAAGUUUAUUAAUAUUAAAAUAAUCUUAUCUCUAAUAAUUCAAUAUAUUAAUCAAUUUUAAAAUGUUUACUGUAUAGCUAGCAAAUAUAAACAUCAAAUAUCCCUUUUAACAAAAUAUUUAAAUAUCAAGGUUUAUUAAUUACUUUACUAUUUGAGUGUUUACUAUUUAAAAAUCAUCUUCUAAAAGAGCCCCUUACACCAAAAUAAUAUUUGCUGUCAGACUGAUUGUACCAACAUAACUUACUCCACACACAAGAUCAUUUUUUUGAUAAUAAAAUCAAUUUGUUGACCAUCCUCUUGGAUAAACUGUGUUUGAUUAAAAUAUUGUUUUUUCUCCUUUUUUUUUUUCUUUACUAAAAAUCUACUAAUAACAUAAAUUAUUAACCUAUUUAUGCUAUUAAAAAUAUCAACCACAUUUGAUACUUGUUAGAUUAGGUUAAUUAUCAUUAAUCACAGAUAAAUGGCCCAUAUACUAAUGAAAAGAUAUAAUGGUUCAGUUAUUUUGAUUAGGUUUAUUUUUAUUUUUGUUACUGUCAAAUGUAUCUUGGAAGUUUUGCGCUUCUAUAAUGAUGAACAAUAAUUUGAUGAUUCAACCUUAGCUUCCACGUUCGUCAAACCAAACAGUGUGUGAUUUAAUUUUUAUUGGGCUACAUAAAAUUAAAGUUUAUACACCACCAUUACAUACAGAUCUGGACAAAUUCAAAACCUGGAUCACAAAUGCUGUGACACAAGAUAUAAUUAGCAUAAAGUUUCAUAAAGUUAACAUAAAUGUUGGAUGGCCAGUUGGGGUCUUAUUGAAUAUUUGUAAACAUACUAUUUAAAACUUGAUUAUUACGAGAAUAAGUUUUAACUCAUCCUAAUCCUGUAUCUUCAUUUAUAAAAUAUAUAAAGUAUAGUCAUAUGAAGAUUUUUGACACGCUGUUUAUACAAUUGACAUUUUUUCUGUUUUUAAUCUACUCACUAAUUUUAAUUAAUUUUAAUCAUGAUGAUAAUCAUAGUAUUAUUUAUUUAUUUACUGUAGUCUACAAUAUUGGUUAUAAAUAUUGUGGUCUUUUUUUUAAAUGUUUAUGUGAUUGUUUUUUUCAAUUAUUAUCAUACAUAAUAUAUAAUACAAAUAGUCAAUAUUAUGUGUUAUGUUGUGGUAAAUAUUGACUACUAAAUAUUAUAUUUUAUUGCUCCGGUGUGUAUUUACUGUUCAGUUUUUAGUCCUCCACAUGUUAUACAUAUCAUUAUGUGUGGCUAAAAAUAUUUGACUUAACUUUUUAUAAAGUUCAUAAAGAAUAAAACAUUGAAUAAUGAAACAAAUAUUAACUAUUUACCUUGUAUUUUUUUAAUUAUUUUUAUUUUUAUAUUAGAAUUAAGAUUUAGUUUGUAUUGUUCCAACAUCAAAAUUAUACUUUAACCAUGCUGAUAGUGUUUAUUAUGAUGUAUUUUUCUUUAUGUAAUAUAAAAUAAUAUUUAUCAUAUUUUUAGGCUGGAAUGCAUGCAGUACGUGAAAAUCGCUACAUUGUAUUACCCAAAGAUUUUGAAAAAGGAUAUAAAAACAAUAUCAAGAAAGAUGAAUCAGAACACGAAUUCUACAAAUAAUUUGUUGUAAAAUUAUCAGUAAACAAACAAUUUUAUCCAACUAUGAUAUAAUUUGUUUUCUUAAAUAAAAACGCGUUUGAAUAUAAUUAUAACAUUUCAUUAUAUAUUUAUUAAAAACUGUAUAAAAAUAUCUAAUAUAGGUUCUAAUCAAUUAUAUAAAAACAAUUUAUAUUGUAUAUUGUAUUAUUUUUUAAUAUCAAUAUAGGUUAAACACGCUUUCCUUUUUUUUAUGUUUAAAACAAAAAUUAAAUUAUAAUAAUUACAAAAGAAAUUAGUAAGUUAUAUCAGAGGUCUUAAUAUUAUUUGAAUACUUCAUCUUAGAUGUAUUGAAGAUAGCUAUGGUCAAGAAUAAUACUCCCAUAUUAUUGUGAAGUUUAGUGUUCUUUAACAUGGAAUUUAGAAGGAUGGAAAGCAUGUAGCACAUAACUCUGGUAAGACGUGGCGUGACCAUGACCACCUCCACUACCACCGCCAUAAUUACCAUGUGAAGUGUAUAAUGCCUCAUUGUCUUCUACUUCUUGUAACUCGCGUUUCUCCAGAGCUCUUGAGUAGACAGUAGAUAGCAUAGAGAUGAUAAAAAAGGCGAAAAAUAUCU
Molecule: messenger RNA, 5877 nt
Organism: Cinara cedri
Lineage: Eukaryota; Metazoa; Arthropoda; Insecta; Hemiptera; Aphididae
Source: the annotation of a GenBank genome assembly